Molecule: messenger RNA, 4345 nt
Organism: Plutella xylostella (diamondback moth)
Lineage: Eukaryota; Metazoa; Arthropoda; Insecta; Lepidoptera; Plutellidae
Source: RefSeq, a predicted model, not a curated record
CAACUCGCUUCAGUUGGAUUUUAGAACAUCGGACGGGCGGGCGUGUAGGAUGGAUCGCUAAGGACACCAGCAGCUUUUUUCAUUCCGUCUUCAACAGUGUUUGUUUAUACUUUUCGCCACACUUCCCGCAAAUCCUUCUCGACAGUGGUGCUUUUGCAGUUUUCAUUUUGUUCACCUCGGCGUUUGUUUUUUCCCGUGCCUUAAAACGCUGUUCCGAUUUCUCGUCGAGGAGGCGGCCGCACAAGUUUGAAAGCGGCUUUUCACGAGUAGUACACCUACUCGCCAUUAUUUAAAUCGCUGUUUGAGCAUCAAGCAAUCAUCAGGAUGGUGAAGAAGAUAUCAGAAGAAAGCGUAGACAGCGGCGUCGGCCGCUGCAGCAGCCAAUCAGGCAGCGAGCGCGAGUCGGAGGAGCUGCGCGCGGCGCCGCCCGGCACGGAGCCCAGCGCCCCCGUGGCCAUCCCCGAGAGCGAGGAGCUGGCCAGACGCAAGGAGGAGGCGCGCAGGAAGCGCCGCAGGAAGAAGCGCUCCGGCAGCUCUGUGGUCACCUCGUGCUUCCAAGACCUGUACAAACUAACAGGCGAGGUGCUCGGCGAGGGAGCGUACGCGUCAGUCCAGACUUGCGUGAACAUCUACACGGGGCAGGAAUUCGCAGUGAAGAUCAUAGACAAGGUGCCAGGCCACGCGCGGGCUCGGGUCUUCAGGGAGGUGGAGACGUUCCACUACUGCCAGGGGCAUCCGAACAUCAUCCAGCUGAUUGAGUUCUUUGAGGACACGGACAAGUUCUACCUUGUCUUUGAGAAGAUCAACGGCGGCCAACUUCUCGCCCGCAUCCAAGAGCACCACUACUUCUCGGAGCCGCAAGCCGCCGAGAUCGUGCGCGAGAUCGCCAACGCCCUGCACUUCCUUCACGGCAAGGGCGUUGCCCACCGGGACCUCAAGCCCGAGAACAUUCUGUGCGUGUACAGAGACCGCCUGUGCCCGGUCAAGAUCUGCGACUUCGAUCUCGGCAGCGGGAUCAGCUUCACGUCGAGCCUGGCCAGCCCGCUCGCCACGCCGCAGCUGAUGACGCCUGUGGGCAGCGCAGAAUUCAUGGCGCCAGAAGUGGUGUCCCUCUUCGCUGGUUCCGCAGCCAACUACUACGACAAGCGCUGCGACCUGUGGUCCCUGGGCGUGAUCGCGUACAUCCUGCUCUGUGGCUACCCGCCGUUCCGCGCCGACUGUGGGUUAGACUGCGGUUGGGAGCGGGGAGAGAACUGUCGAGCUUGUCAGGAUCUCCUGUUCACUUCUAUACAGGAGGGCCGCUACUCCUUCCCCGAAGAAGAAUGGGCGCACAUUUCCUCCGAGGCGAAGGACCUGAUCCGCGAGCUGCUGGUGCGGGAGGCGUCCCACCGGCUGUCCGCCGAGCGGGUGCUGUCCCACGCCUGGCUCAAGUGCGCCGACCCCGCCGCCGACAACCGCCCCCAACUCAACAUUAAACGCAACAUGUCGGUGCGCAACCUCUCCAGCUUCGCGUCGUCCGCCAUGGCGUGCCACCGCGUGGUGCAGCAGCACUUCUCCAUGAACUACUCGUACAUGCAGCGGCCGCCGCUACGCAACACGAAGAGCUGCCACCCGAGUCCGCCCGACGCCCAGCUCAGCGAGGCCGACGAGAUCGAGCGCGCGAGCUCGGGCCUGCAGCGCAUGGCGAUCCGCGACCGCUGCGGCGAGGACUACUGCGCGCCGCUCGGCCUGUCCCCGCCCACCGAGUCCGAGCUGCUGCGCCGCCGCUCGCACUGCCGCGACAAGCCGCUGCCCGUGCACUAGCCACCUCGCACCACGCAUGCCGCCUCUAACUAUAAGCAAGGAGGCCGCGAUCACCCGAAUUCGAAGCUAGAGCAAGGAGGUCGCAUACUACUCGAAGCUCGAGCAAGGAGGUCGCAUACUACUCGAAGCUUGAGCAAGGAGGCUGCAUGCAACUAAACCCGCAACUCUUUGGUCGUCAAACUUUUUGGACAUUGGUUGUGCUAUAGUGAUGGAAGAUUAUAAAGACUAUCGACGGGUUACAGUAACCGUGAAGACAGUGAUAGGUGAAGUGAAUUGUAAGCAUUUGAGUCGGUUUACUACCUAAGAUGUAUUGUCGGAGUUUAGUAAGGCGCUCUAGUGAAGCGAUCGGGCGCUUUUGCAAAUAAAUUAGCUCAGUAUUGAAAGAGGAACAGCUUGGAGACUCGUCUGUUUCUUUGCAAUGACAUUUAUUUGUAUUAUAGUCGGUUUGUCGCAUCACUACAGCGCUCUGGCCAGAAACAAAAAAUAUUUUUAAGAGGUCGCACGUCAACUUGAUUAACAACUGGCCAGUAAUAAAAAUCUCAAAAAAAGAAAAUAUAGAUUUGUGAGCGUAGAUUCGUGUAUUGUGAUUGUGCUUGUAAGGUAAUGAUGGGUAAAGUUAUCCAGGAUAUAAACAUUGUUAAAUUAUUGUAAUCAAGUUGACACGUAGGGCUGCUAACAAAAUAUAUCGGUUUUAUGAGAGAAAACGCGUUGAUAAAGAUAAAGGCCUUCCUCCGUAUCGCCUUCGUGAAAGCAAUAAAUAAUUAUAUUUUUAAAGAAACAUAAAUGGAACUCUCAUAAUAUUAAGUAACUGCAUAAUUUUGUUUGUAGCCCUACUCAAAAAGUUUGUAAAGUUAACGCGACCAAAGUAAUAACUUGUGAGGUUUUUGAACAUAACGCGAUCUCAUAACUUUAAAAACAAAAAAAAACUUAUUUUCCAGGUGAAAUACAUAGUAGUCCCACUGCACUUUUACAAAGUACAGUUGCUGGUUGAAUGGACAUUGAGUAAUGGCGGUGGCAAGUCUACUUGGCUACCACGAUGCCUUGCCAGUGAAUCCAAUUUACAAACACUUUCUAUUGUUCUUAGAUAGUGACGCUAUAGUACUGUGCGGCUGUACUUCGUAAAAGUAAUUCGGAAAAAUGACGUUACGCCUGUAAAGUAAGUUUCCAAAAAAAAAGUAUAAAUUAGAUACUUUCGCUGUCUAUGACUCGAGCUUAGUCGCAGUUGAGUAUAGAACUAUUUUGUCCACCGACCGAUUCUAGUGUUAGACGCGAUAUUCUGAAUGAAUUCGACCGCACGUGGAUUCGUGUACACCUUCUGUGAAUGUUUUUUAGUAGAGUCACAGCGAAGUAUGUAAAGCGAAGCAUUUGUUGAGCGAAGUCAGGGCUUGGCUGCCGCUCGCGGCGCCGCGGCCACAUUCCACCGAGCGUCCAGUACAAUAACCCACUAGGUGCUGCGUUCCGUUUCACACGAGUGUCCCCAGCGCACUACAACAGAAUAAACUAGACGUUUUGUGCCAACGGAAAAGUUUCCGACACCAGUGAUAGAAACCCAAUCGCAAUUUAUUAAAUAAGAGAGAAAGAAAUACUUAUAAAGCUAUGAACAGUUUUAUUUGAGCCUUUUAAAGAUAUAUUUUUAUGAAUAAAUAAAAACGACUGAAUAGUUUUUAUUGAUAGAGUAUUGUGAGUUUUUGUUAGCGGCGCAGUAGGAGCGCCGCGCCAGACCAACGGUCAAUAAACAUCGUAUUAUAUUGAGAUAUUUCCGCUGAUCUUCUUUAUGUAUGUAUGUAUUGUAACAGAUAUAUUUGGGAUUUAUGAAAUCCAUCUUAAAAUUUGAGCUUAUUUGUUAACUUCGUUUGUGACCAUCCGCAUCCCUAGCAAUGUAUAAAAAUACUUUCUUUUCGAGAGCGUUUUCGGAUACUAGUCUGUUUGUGAUUUGAUUUUUGCAUUUUACCAACGAUAGAAAACCACACCUAAUUAAGUAAGUAUGAAUCAACCUGUUUUUAUGUAAGGUACUAAGGGCAAUAUGUGACAUUUUCGCUAUGAGUGCAAGUGGUAGAUCGCAUUUUGGAUUGUAACAAUAAAUUUGCUUGUAAAUUUAAAGUCAUAAUAAUGAAUAGGACUUAUCAGCUGGUUGAUAAAAUGUCAUGUACUUGUGGAUUUUGAACUGUGUUGGUACAUUAAGUGUUGCAUGGGGUUCCAUGGAGCUGCCAUAUCUUGUGAUCAGUUUGAAUACUUUUAUAUGCUGAGAGAAUGAAGUGUUGGAGUAAUGUUUAAGUGUAGACUUGCUAGACUGUACCUAACUGUGUCCAGCCAUUGAUUGGAAAAAGAUUCAUGCACUUACGAUAACAGCCUCAUAAAAUUAUCAAUUACAUUUGCAUUGUUUUUGUUAUUAUAGAUUUUUAUUAAUUAUUAAUAAAGUGGCUUUAUCCAAUCAAUCGUAAAAUAGCAACUGGCGCAGAUCUUUGUUAAAAUUUUGUUUUCGACUAAAAUCAUUGAUUUAUAAUUUGAACUGUCAUUGAAAUACAGACGUUUGAAUUUCUAA